Alternaria conjuncta is the source of this 291-nucleotide messenger RNA. RefSeq lists its product as uncharacterized. The coding region runs from base 1 to 291 and encodes 96 amino acids. The record is from RefSeq and is a predicted model, not a curated record. The transcript is spliced from 2 exons. Lineage: Eukaryota; Fungi; Ascomycota; Dothideomycetes; Pleosporales; Pleosporaceae.
AUGCAUUUCAACACCAUCAUCAUCUCCCUCUUCAUCACCCUGGGGCUCAGCCUCCCCAUGUUCCCCAACCCCCGCCCAUACAUCCCAAGCGGCAUGGGGACUCUCCCCCUCAUCACCACCAGCGACUUUGUUGUCGCACGGGCAAGCCCCAACGACGUCGAUGACGAAGUUGUCAUCCCCGACAAAUGGAGGCACACUCACGGCAAACUGUUUGAAGAGACAAAGGCAGAGAAGGUGGUGGUUCAGAAGAGGGAUUUGGGGGACUGCAAGGAGGCCUGGAGCCUACGUUGA